AUGUCGAAUUUGAGUUUCUUCAAGUUCAAUUAUAGCUUCUCAUGGAAACCCUCCUCUUCACGCAAGAAUGUAGCCAAGAAGAACAGCUUCAUAUCAAGACAGACAUCGAUUGAAGGACAGAGUUUCCAACCAAAAGAAGAGGAAAUGAAAUGGGUGUUCCAGAAAUUUGACACCAACAAAGAUGGCAAGAUCUCACUUCAAGAGUACAAGGCUGCUGCAAGGGCCUUGGAUAGUGGCAUUGGGGAAGCUGAAGCAGUCAAGGCUUUUAGGGUGAUGGACUCUGAUGGAGAUGGUUUCAUUGACUUCAAAGAGUUCAUGGAGAUGUUCUAUGGAGAGGAUAGGAUAAAAGAAACGGAGAUCAAGAAUGCGUUUCAAGUGUUUGAUUUGAACGGUGAUGGGAAGAUUAGUGCUCAGGAGUUGUCCCAAGUUCUCAAGAGGCUAGGAGAGAGUUGCAGCCUUAGUGCAUGCAAAAAAAUGGUCAAAGGGGUGGAUCAAAAUGGAGAUGGUUUUAUUGACUUGAACGAGUUUACAAGGAUGAUGAUGAGUGGGAAGAAACUAGGCUAA
This is a messenger RNA of Sphenostylis stenocarpa, 564 nucleotides long. Lineage: Eukaryota; Viridiplantae; Streptophyta; Magnoliopsida; Fabales; Fabaceae. The record is from the annotation of a GenBank genome assembly.